AUCCACCCGGUCUCGUCAUGUGACCGUAGAAGAAAAAACAUGGCGGACGCAGAAGCAACGAAGUCUCUGAGCGGGCUGCUGAACGGAAUCGCUCAGAAAGUGUAUUAUAACAACAGCGACAUCACGGAGGAGCUGCUGAACACCGAGCUGUUCCCCGAGCUGACCCGGGACCAGUUCACGGCCCUGCACGACAAGAUGAGGGGCCUCCUGAAGUCCAUCGCCACAGCAGACAUGGACCACGCCCAGCUGGAGGCCUUCCUCACGGCCCAGACCAGGAGGCAGGGCGGCGGUGGGGUGACCGCCGAACAGGCCGCCGCCCUCUCUCGCUUCUGGAAGAGCCACCGAGCCCGAGUGAGGGAGAGCCUGCUGGCUCAGAGCCGCUGGGAGCCGGGCCUCAGGGGCCUCUCCUGGAGGGUGGACCUCCAGACCGGAGCCAGCCGGGGCGACGCAGCCCACAGCGGCCCGGUCGCCCUGGUGGAGCUGGAGCUGGGCAGAGCCGGACAGGACUCGGAGUUUGUGUGUCUGGAGUUUGACGAGGCCAAAGUCAACCAGGUGCUGAAGAAGAUGGCCGACAUCCAGCAGAGCAUCGACAGCAUCGUUCAGCGCUCGUAAAACGUUUCCCGUCAGACGGCAGAGGAACAGAGAGGUGUGACUCUGACCGGGAGACGACCGAGCGGCUGCAGAUGUCUCUUCACACACACGCUGUUCUGCUGGGUCGGUUUCAUCUCGUUCAGCGGCGACACACAGAAACGGGAGUCGUUUGGAUCUGUGUUGGCCACAGUGGAUCCAACAUGGCGCCUGCUUACAGACGAAGACUGGACCAACUGAAAUGAUUCUGGAGGAUCUGUUGAUGGACCAACAGUUGUUUUUGUUUUGUCUCUUAAAGUGUCUACGAGGAACUUUAAGUGUCUCUCUGAUUCCUCUGGUGAUUGUAAAUAAGCUGUAACAUCAAACCAGACCGUCAGCGAACAGACGGCUGUUUUUACAUAGUGAUUAUUAACAUCUGUGCUCGGGUCCGAUCACAUGUGUCACAUAUUAAUACAUCAUCCCAUAGCGAUCCAUCCUCUGGUCUCUCUGUCACUCAGCUUUAAAACAAACGCACACACAAGCCAAGAUCAUUACAGCAGCAUCAACAAAAACUGAAGGUUCCUCGUCGUCACUCGAAGCUUCUGUAAUUCAAAGUGCUGAAUUGUUUUACUCUUAUUUGCCAAAACUCCCAAUUCUCCCUGGAGACUCACAUUCCACUGGAUCACAUUUCUCCCAGUUUAUUUUUCACCCUUACUCCCUUUAAUAGAGGACAUGUUAAAUCUUGAAUAAAUCUGCUUUAUAAUUCCAAAAGUUAACCUCUGAGCUCUCCUCCCGUCAGUAAACGGCUUCGGAACAGAGAAGAAUCUGAAGUCACUGUUUGUUCCUCAUGUCACGACUGAGCUGCUGCUCCACGCUGCAGAUGUUUCCACAGAGAGCACGGAUUGUACCUUUAAAAUGAUUUGUUAUGGUAUGAUGGGAAAAAAAAACAAGUUGAGUUGUUUUUUCAUCUUUUCCUUCACUGGCUAUGUUCUGAAAUGAGGCGACAUCACUUCAGAAGUGGAUCUGACAUCCAGUAAUCUGAAUCAUAUAGACCUGGUUCAGAUCAGGACAUCAUGGUGAGCUGAUGAACUGUAUUUAUUUGUGCCAGUUAAGAUUAAAGCAGAAAAAUGGA
This is a messenger RNA of Acanthopagrus latus (yellowfin seabream), 1699 nucleotides long. RefSeq names its product copper metabolism (Murr1) domain containing 1 (gene commd1). Gene Ontology annotation, biological process: positive regulation of protein ubiquitination; negative regulation of protein localization to cell surface; negative regulation of sodium ion transmembrane transport. Lineage: Eukaryota; Metazoa; Chordata; Actinopteri; Spariformes; Sparidae. The record is from RefSeq and is a predicted model, not a curated record. Gene Ontology annotation, cellular component: endosome. The transcript has 3 exons. The coding region runs from base 40 to 612 and encodes 190 amino acids.